UUGUAUGUUUUCACAUCUAAGCACGUUUUGAAAACUGUCUGGUCUGACCAGAGAGGUUCAACCCAACUGUGUUCUCGCUGUGUUGCGCCACCUGGUGUUUCACGGAAGUCAUAGCCUUUACAUUCCUUUAGAAAACAGCCGCUGUGGAAGUUUGCUGCCUUCAACAAGCAAGGCCCACUGCUCCCCCUGCUGGUCGACAGCCAGAGCUGCAGCUUUAACGGACUCAAAAUUGCCUAUAAAAUUUCAGAGACGAUUAAAAUGUUUUUGCAGUAAACUGUGUGUAAUAGUGGAACGCCCUGCAAAAAGAGAGAUGUGUUAACAUGUUUAACUGUCAGUAGAAACUGGCUCAACCGCAACCUUUGUAACAUUAAACGUACUUAAUGCUGAAUGUGCAGCUUAUUUGGAAGAUGAUGUGAACAUUCUUGUAAUGUGAGUGUUUUCAGAUGUACAGAUCAACAUCCACUGAUUAACAUGAAGCAGCUUGACAUCCACAUCCAGCAGGGGGCGCUGGUGCUUUUCCGCAGGGGUCAAUGGGUGGAAAGCACGGAACGCACGGAUACUUGGCAGUCUUGUGACUGUUGUGUUUAUUCUUGUUAAAAUAACACUCUUCAGAUGUUAUUUUAAACUAUUCCGAGAUUACAAACUAGUGCCAAAUAGAUUUUUAAAAUAUUUUAGUUGCUCCUUACCUUAAAUUGCUAAUUUUGCUUGAACAUGGCUAUGAGUUCACUGUAGUCCAAACCAUGCAGUCAUUAGAUGUCACUCCAACAGAGCAUCUUUGGGAUGUGGACAAAUCUGCAGGAACCGUGUAAAGGUACCAUGACGGUAUGAACUUAAUGAACUAUGAAGAGUCGAGGAAACUGUCGGUCAAAUCUCACUUCAGCCACCAAUAAGAAACAGUUUGUUUUUUGUUGUUGUUUCAUCCUCAGAUGUUAUUGCAGGUUGUGUCGCAUUCCUGGAAGCAUGUCGGGACAGAAGGCGCAUUAAAAUAAGAAACCAGUUACAUGUGCUGUUUUCGUUCAGCGGCACCGGCGCGGGAAUGCUUCAUGCGAUACUUGGAAACGUCUGCCAGUCCUGAAACAGAGGAAGACGGAUACAAGAGACCGAGACUCGUUUUCCAGCCUCAGUGGAGUUUUGAUUUAAAUCCAGGAGUGACACUGAGGCUCCAAAACACACCAGUCCACACCCUUAGAAAUCUGCCACCUUUCAUGUUUCCUGCUCUAAUUUUUAUAUUUUUUAUACUGUUGUGUUUUCUGUUGCAUUCGCUCGGGCGCUCUCCACCCUGCUGAUGAACCAGUCAUAACAGUGACAUGAGGAAUUUACCUCGCCCUCGGGGCGCCGUGGUGCCUGUUUGUCCUUCUGCUUUUUCCCCUCUCUCUCUCUCUUUCUCUCUCUCUCCCUUUUUCUCCGUGUGUGUGUCUCUCAAGCAAACACACCACUCACUCUUUCUCUGAAACAAACCAGUGUAGCUCAGUGGUUUGUUGUAGGAGGUGCAGGCAGCUGUAUGGGGUAGCCCUCAGUUCGUGACCUCCUCUCCAUGGCCUGUCGUCUCUCCGCCUCUGGCUCCUACGCCGUAGUCAUCAUCCCACUGAGGACCAGCCUUCACAGCCAGGAGGCCCUUCGCUUCUACCUAUGGAUUAAGCGGAUGAAGGACCUGGAACAGGAGAAGGAUGCUCUGUGGUCGGGUCUGGAGGUUCUGGAGAAGGGUCGGCUGUGGUACUUCCAGCGGCUCGAGGAGAACAGGGCUCUGCGGUGCGUCGAGACCAGAUACAGCACCGGCGCUUACCACAAACGUGCAGCAGAGGCUCGGUCCUGCCUCCCCACACACAUCCAGCGGGUUAACGGCUCCCUCGGCUCUAUAAUGAGUGAACCCAACGUCAGCAGCAAUCCCUGUCUCUGUGAUCCACUGGCGGACAGUGACCUCCGCUGGCGAAACACGGUACUGACUCAGAAGGUGAGUGAGAAGAACCAUCGGAUCUCCGUGUUGGAGCUGGAAAAGGAGGCUCUCCUUGAUGAGCUAGAGGAUCUGCAAUUCUGCUGAGUGCCUGAAUUCAAAUGAGAUGAUCCGCACACCGUCGCCUCCCAGAUCGACUCAUUCUGAGGCGCUUAGUCAUUUGUAAAUAUAUAAAUCUAUAUUUAAAAGAAUAAAUUGCUAUAAAUUCUGCCUA
Messenger RNA from Xiphophorus hellerii (green swordtail), 2165 nucleotides. Its product is annotated as suppressor APC domain-containing protein 1. The record is from RefSeq and is a predicted model, not a curated record. Lineage: Eukaryota; Metazoa; Chordata; Actinopteri; Cyprinodontiformes; Poeciliidae. The transcript has 5 exons. The coding region runs from base 1535 to 2038 and encodes 167 amino acids.